This is a messenger RNA of Mesorhabditis belari, 603 nucleotides long. The record is from the annotation of a GenBank genome assembly. Lineage: Eukaryota; Metazoa; Nematoda; Chromadorea; Rhabditida; Rhabditidae.
AUGGACGAACAAGUUGCCUACAAAUUUACUGCCAAAGAUGGAAAAAUUUUCACUCUUUCAAAAAACUCCGCACAACAAUCAUCAGUCAUCAUGAAAGCAAUUGAGAGUUUCUCUCUUAAAGACGACGAAUCAAUCAAAAACAUGGAGCCGAUUCCCCUGCUUACAAUUGACAGUCACACAUUUGAAAUGUUGAAGAGCUGGCUCGAGUUUCAUGAAAAUGCAGCCGAAUAUGAGGAAGGUCCCUCUUACUGGCUGUCUGAGAAUUAUGAUGAAGACUUGGACGAAUGGGAGGUCAAUUUCAUUACCGAUCUUAGCAAUGAUGAACUUUUUGAUAUGAUUAUGGCUGCCGACUAUUUGGACAUCAAAUCUCUUACGCAUAAAUGUGCCGAGGGAUUCGCUAAGCUCAUUGAGUUCAAAUCAGCCAAAGAAAUUUCUAAGAGAUGGAGAAUUACCAUGGAUUUCUCGUCUGAUGAAGCUGAGGAGAUGAAGACUGAAGAUCCAUGGGAGGUCGUUAUGAAGCCACACAAGGAGGUCAAGAAAAGGAAGAAACCUACCAAAGGCCCUGGUCCAUCACGACCCCAAAAACGACGUUAUGGUGCUUCU